CAUACAGGCGGGGACGGACCCUGCAUGCUGCCGCAGAGCACACGGAGCAGCCGAGGCUCGAAAACAGACCCAGAUAACUUGGCCAGGGGGGGAGGAAGGUAAUAAGAAGAAUAAUGCGGCACCGCCCGCGGACCCCGGCGCUGAUGUGACUGCGUUUGGAGCCGCAGAGAGGAAGCGGCGGACGCCACCAGCUGUGUCUGUCUGCAAGGGGACAUGUCCUCACUAACCGUGGAGGAGGAGGACCAGAAGUGGGAACCGACGCACGUCCAGGUGACGGUGCUGAAAGGCAGGGGCUUGCGGGGAAAGGGCAAACACGGCACCAGCGAUGUGUACACCAUCAUCCAGCUGGGGAAGGAGAAGUACUCGACCGGCGUGGCGGAGAAGACCACCGAACCGGAGUGGAGGGAGGAGUGCUCGUUCGAGCUGCUGCCCGGCGCGCUGGAGCGCGGGGGGAGUAACGAGCUGGUCCUGACCGUGAUGCACCGGGCGCUGAUCGGGCUGGAUGUGUUCCAGCUGGAUAAACUAUUCCAUGAAAGCAGAUACGUAAAAAACGAAUGGUAUAGACUCAACUCCAAGACGGGAAAGAAAGAGAAGGAGAGGGGAGACAUUCAGGUCACCAUCCAGUUCACCAGAAACAACCUGACGGCCAGCAUGUAUGACCUGGUCAUGAAGGACAAGGGAGCCUCCACCUUCAGCAAACUAAAGGAGCGCAUGAAGGGGAAGAGGAGAUCUAGCGAUGAUGACUCUUCUUCAGCUGUAGUGCAAGGCGGAUACAGCACCCUGCACAGGAUGCGCCACAGACUGCCGAGUGAUGGCGGAGGAGAGGAGGACUAUGAGGACGAUGAGGGGGGUGAGGUCCGGCGGAGCAAGAUGAGGACCUUCUUUUUAAGAGGGAAGUUACGGAAGUCAUCAGACACUCGCUCCAGCACCUCUCUGGGCUCUGAGAGCAGCGAGUCGUCGUCGCGGGGUGGGAGCCUCAGUCCGACCGCUGGAAUCAGUGUGGUGGUGUCGGACCUGUCCAACUCCCCCAGCAACAGCAGCAACUUAACUGCAGACAACAGUCCAGAACACACAGCAAACACGUCUCCUAAAUCAUCCUCUCUCAGAUGUGAUUAUGGUGAUGAGGCUGGCGAAAUCACCAUUGCAGUGCCGACGGUUUGCGUUAAUGGAAGCCAUGCAUACAAAAACCAGGCCCAGGAUCGAGGCUCAGGAAAAUCAGCAGGUACUUUAGGCCUGGGACUGUUGCAGAAGUCAAUGCCCCACUCCGUUUCACUGCAAAACCUCAGUACCAGGUCCUUCACAGACCUGCCCAAAGGCCCCGGUGGAGACGGGCGUCGCUGGUCUUUUGACAGGGCUGGCGAGGAGGAGAAGGCAGCCAUUGCAGCAGCCCUGGAGAAAAGUGGCCCCAUGCUGGGUGAAGAAGAGGAGCGGCCAGAACAGGCAUCACUGCCAAAAGCUUCUAAGGCGGAGUCGGAGAAUCAGGUGAAAAAGCAGAGGAAGAACUUGUUCUCACAUGGGCGGAGUGAGUCUGCAGGGAAGGGUCAGAGUCAGUCCAAAGACGUGUCUGAACAGAUCUCGGCUGCCACCGAGGAGAGACACAGAGCCUGGUUCGGAUCAAAGGAGUCGCACAACAAACCCAGCCUGGUGGUCUCCACUAAAUUAGAGCCAAGCACUUACCCCCACCCAACACCUCUUCCACUUACUCGCCACCCCUUGGGUGCCCCUGUUGAUCCUACCUCUUUGGUUUCCACACUUCACCACACUAACCCCUUUUGCUGCACACAGAGUACACCACCCCCCUUACCCUGGUGCAACCCUUUCUACUCCCUCCUACAGCACAACCCCUUCUUUACAGAUAUGUUAACCAAUGAGCCACUAAAUUCUUCGCUACCUCCUUUGCCUUAUCUUUCCAGCUCCCGGCCCCCCAUAACUGAUCUCUUUCCAAAGUCAAGUGAUUCCAAUCUGACCCAAGAUGACGCAUCAGUAGGGGCCACUGACACUACAAUGGAGGCAAAAGGCAAACUUGAGAAAAGACCACUUCCUCCGAUUCCCUUGGAAAGAGAGAAACCCCUCAUUGAAAAAUCAGCAAACCCCUUUAUGUCUGCUGAUGAGCUUGAACUGGGAUCACAGUGGGAAGAAUCCUUUGAUGCAUUUGCAGCUGGGAGGCUGCAGUCUCCCGAGGACCUCACCAUGGAGUACAGAACACAGCAAAAUACAGUCAGUGACCAUCCACUGGAACACGACCAUAAUAAAGGGGAAUUACAAUCCCACCCAGAUGCUGAUGACCGCACAAAUGUUAACAACACUCUAUAUCAUCAGCCUGGGGACAGGUUUUUCUCCAGUGCACUUUCAGUCCCCAGCCAGUUAAAGAAUAAUAACACACAUAUUAUUGAUACUUUCCCGCCAUUCCUUGAAACAAUUCCAGAACAAAGAAGCUUUGAAAGUGAUGACUCAACCUUAAAUACUCCCACUAACUCUCCUGAACUGUGGGAUUUCCAAGUAGCUGCACAAGACAAAAAUAUUCCCAAUGAUUUCUCUGACACUAACGUCAAUAAAGCUCCCUUCAACAUCUCAUCUGCUCAAAUCAAUGAGAACAACAGUUCUCCAGACCCCAGCUCCUCCGGGCUCGGCAGUUCAACCGAAGAAGACGGCCUCUCCUGCUUUUCAUCUCAGUCUGAGAAGUUUUCUGCGGUCUCCUCAGAAGAAGCUGAAGGCAACAUCCCACGCAUCAAAACCCCAUCUGAUUCAGCUGUGGUUGAAAAUGUAAAGACCUCUGAGUCAGGAGACAGUCUCAAUGACAGGUCAGGCAAUCAGCCUUUACUUGACGAUGCCAAUCAAACGGUUAUUCAGCAGGAGGAGAGUCCCGGACAAAAGGUUGUUUUCGACUUCUUGGACGAGUCUCUUCAGACUCCACCACCAACUCUUAUGGCAUCUGAACAGGAAGCAGAAAGUGAACAUGAGGACAAUCAAACACCUAAAACCUUUUCAAUGAGCCCUGAUCUGUUGUCAACACUACAACCAACAUCCCCUCUACCUCAGCAAUCAACUGAUGGCUUGAAAGAAGAAAGCACAGAUUUGACUGUGGAGCCAUCUGAUGAGUUCAACCCUUUUUCUAAGAAUAGCACUGAAGGAGUUAUCCCCGGAUCUCCAGAGGAUGAAUUUUCUUCAACACUACCAUCAGUACACGUCACAACCUCAUCCCCUGAUGUCAAGCACGAUUCCUCGGAUUUGACGAUUGAGAAGACUAGCUCAGGGGGGCAGGAAGCUAACUCAUACGCCCAUGUUGAUUUGGGGAUUUUUGAUAAUUUCCUCAACAUCAGUCGCAUUGCAAGCACUCCUGAGCAGGACAGCACUUUGUUGCCAGUACAGUCUGAUUAUAGUAGCAACAGCUUACUCCAUAGCCAUUAUUUCAGCACUGACUCGCAGGAUUAUCUGACCUGUGACUCUCAACCGCUCUCCAAAUGGUCCAGCUUUUCAGAGCUAAAUGGAACCCUGUUCUCAGCCAACUCAACUCUCUGUGUUGAGAUGGGUGAUGUUAAGGCAGACCCCUUUGAGCCUCUAGGGACGGACAAUACAAAUCUAUCCCAGACUUCCAACUUUGAGAUCAACCAGAACAAGACAUUUGAAGAAUCCCUCUUUGGGGAUCAAGGCAAAGCAGUAGAUCUGGAGUCAAGCCUCACAGUGGGGGAUGGAUUACAAGGUUUGCUUGCCCCACUGCCAGGCAUGAGCUAUAAUCCACAGAUCCUCAGUGAAGUAGGGGAGGAAAAUCAGGAUGACUUCCUCCUAAAAUGUCCAGAGGGACAACAUGCUACACUACAGCGCUCCCAUUCCGAGGGGACCCUCACCCCUGCCAUUGAACAACAACUCCUACCCUCUUUUGGAAGUGAUCCCUGCACAAUACAGGAAUCCUUCUUAGCUCAACCAGGCCCCAACUUUCCUUCUCCUAACCCCUUUGCUCCUUCUCUAACUCCUGAAAGCAGUAGCUUCCAUGUAGCGCUCCCCACCCACCCUCCCUUUGCAACCGUUUCAGCAACCGUGCCGCCGAGCUCAGCACAGGGUGCCGUGCCAAACCCAGAUGUGACAGAGCAGCUGCAAGCGGCAAAUCCGCCGUGCAGCCCCCACCCGGUGAAGCCCCUGACAACUGCCAUGGUGGCUGAGGAGAAGCGGUCAGUGCUGGCCACGGGCCUGGAAAAGCUAAAGUCCACCAUUCAUCCUGGGAGGAGCAGCCAGAUCACUGAACAGGAGGCAGACAACAAGAAGUCUCUGACAGAAGGAGCAGGCUCGUACUACCACCUGACUCACAGCGAACUGGUGGCCCUGCUGGUGCAACGUGAGGCCGAGCUGGAGAGGCAGAAGGCCGAAUUCGAACGUCAGAAACUCUUACUGGCCAAGCGGGAGGUGGAGCUGAAGAAGCUUAAGCCUCAGGUCCGAGACCUGGAGGACUACAUUGACACCCUCCUGGUGCGCAUCAUGGAGCAGAAGCCUACGCUGCUGCAAGUGCGCUCCAAGUUGAAAUGAAGAAAGAAAAAACAAAUGAGGAUGCGGCCAUUUUAGUUCAUCUAUUCACUUGAAAACCCCCACAACAGCUGUUUUAGUCUCACUGCUCCGCAGUCCUUUUUGAUACAGGGGUUUAGGCACAGAGAGGCCAUGUUUUCUAGCCGGCAUGCUUCCCCGCUCUGAAACAAAUCCUCACCAGCAGGUUUUGUUUCCCGAGGCUGUGAAUGUAGCGCAUCCUCAGGUUGUCUUCAGGCUCAAGGAGCCUGAUGGAGGGUUCCAAACCCAGAUGCUUCCAGUUUAGCAUCCUGAUCUGAAUCCCUCUUUCCACUGCGCCUAUCACCUUUGUCUCCUCGUCACUAAAGAGUCAUAGUUAUAGGUUUUAAAUCCACAGCAGUGAACACUUUACCAAAUGUGGAAAUUUAGAAAUCUUCUUGCUUUGAUUUGUUCAAUAACAACAGACUGUCAGAUCGGUGCAAGGCAUUUUCAUGACAGAUUUCCUUAUUUAAAGGCAGAAGAUGUCUGUUUCCUCGUGUGCCUAGAAACUGCUUGCAGGUUUUAACACUUAUGUUGAAACUAGAGGUCUUUAUCUUUCAUUUCAGACAGGAAUCCGCAGGUUCUGUUUUCAUUUUUCAUAAAAUCGACUGUUUAUCAGAACUUUCUUAAAGGGAAUCCCCACCUUCUGCACAGUGCUCAAUUCUAAAAGGCAAAGGCAGCAGAGCAAGCCAGUGAAUUCAACGUCACUGCAAGUUGAGGCUCGACCACAAAAUAUGUCAACUGCAGGCAACAAUAGGGAGGAAAAGGAAGGAAAUAAGCCUGAAAUCAUUGUAAUGCAGUGCUUUACAGCACAAGAAGCCUUAAACCGUUUCUGUCUGUCACGUUACAUCUAAUAAUCUCCAGUUUUCUUUUAAUUAAGACUUUUUGUGACAUAUCAGCUCAAAAAAAUUAAUAAUUGUGAAGUGAAAGGAAAUUUGUACUUGCUUUAUAUUGAAAUAAAUAAAUCAGAAAAUGUUGCCGUUAAUAUUUACUCUGCCACCUUUACCCCGAUACUUAUAAAUAUAUCCAGUCCAACCAACUUCCCCAGAUGUCAUGAUUUGAUCUGGAUUUUUUUGCAUGUUCAGGGAGGGUUUAUUUCAGGAUUUCUCUAUAAUAAGCUCCAUCAAAACUAACCUCUGAUUAGCUUCCAUUGCUUCCUCUUCCCUCACCCUCAACAUAAUGCUGCCUUUAGUAGUUUUCCAUCACUUACGCAGCUGAGCUCUGAUGCCUUUGGAUUUUUCUUACAUGUAACCGAGUUCAGGGGUUCAAUUAAAUAUGCCCCAACAAUUUAAGAUUUUUUAUUUUUUUUGGGAUAAAAUUUAGAAGCCAUAUGAAAUUUUCCUUUUACUGCACAAUUGUCAACCCAUUUUCUGUCCCCAGUAAAUGCAUUGUGGAUAUUUAAAGGGUAAAAUAUUUUGCUGAGGCGCCGUAUGUUCGAGAAAUUCAGUUUGAGUUCGAUGAUCAAUGUAAGAGAAAUAUACAAAGUUUAUUUUUUAUUGCCUCCUCACUUUUUUCUGGUAAUACUUUCUACACUCUAAGGAUAUUUUGAUUUUUGGUGCAGAGUUCUCUUACUACUAUUAUUAUUAUUAUUAUUUUUUUUUUUUUUUUGACAAACUGUAAGCCAAAUGAGACGGAUUAGCAGCUGACUUUCACCUGCACAUCACUGAGAACGGAUGUGAAUGUUCAAAAGUGUUCUUAAGCCAAUAGGUUUCAGUUUUUAACACAGGAUAAGUGCUUGUUUAUCUUAAGCUCCUCCCCCCAACGAUGUAAACAGAAUUUCACUGUCAGGUGAAGACAGUAUCGUUCGCCAUCUAGAUCAGGCCUUAUCAUCCUUCCUCACACAUGUGCGUUAUUCACACAGACUGCAGCUCAUUGGGGGGGGGGUGCCUGCGACAUGCCGCUGCUUGACUUCCCUCCCUCAGUGUCUCUCUUUGUUGCACAUCCUAAUCUGCUCUGGCAUGUGUAGCGCUUUCAGGUGUCACAAAGGGACUGCAGUUUUCCCGCAUAUACACGUUUUAAAAACGCCAAACGCUGCCUUAUUUCAUUUUUUUUUUUGGUAAUUGUUUCUCUUUACAAUUCAUUUAUCUAGCACUUAUUUUUAUUUCAUUUUCAGGCAUUUCUUGAAAACCUAAAAACCAUCUGUUUUGCUGAAUUCUAUUGUUUCUGAAUAUAAGGUUAUUUUGCUUUGUGAUAUUGGUUAGGUCACUGCACAAAAAUCAAAUGUAUGCAUACAAAUAGAAAAGGAAUAAUUACAGUGAUUAACUGUGAAAUGCCAAAAAAAAUCAAAUGUAACAGCCUUUUGAAGCUUAAUCUAUAGAGCUGAUUGAUUCACCGUAAAGUAUUCUGAUAUGAUGCCACCUUAAACAGCAUUCGUGGAUGUUCUUGCACUACUUAUUCGAUAGAAUAACUGCUGUACCUGUCUUUGUGAUAUUGGUAUAGUUAGGUCAACUUCACGUCGUAUUGCACUUUCUAAUCGCUCUAUGGUUAAGAACUAGGCCUUCUUUCCACACAUUCAUGAUUUGCCAGUGAGCUCAAAGCAUCAAACGUAAAAAAAUAAAUAAAUAAAAUAAAUCACCUUUGUUGUCACAUUCGUUCAGCGGGGUGAUCUCGAUAUGAAGGGUUGAGAUGAUUCUAGAGGAGGUGCAAUGCUCCCAGAGUGCAGGAACAACAACUUUCUUUCAUGUCUUCCGUUUGGCGAGGUUUUUAUUUAUCUUUGAAUCGACUGUGUUUUAUCCUUGAGUGUGAUGCUGGUGGAAUGUGCUCAGUGGGGUAUGUAAGACUGGAACGUUUACAAUACGUGAUGCAAUUCUGUUUCACAAAUUUUGUAUAUUUAAUAAAGAGUAUUUUGUGUU
Messenger RNA from Cyprinodon variegatus (sheepshead minnow), 7382 nucleotides. RefSeq names its product rab11 family-interacting protein 5-like (gene rab11fip5a). The coding region runs from base 214 to 4518 and encodes 1434 amino acids. The transcript has 6 exons. The record is from RefSeq and is a predicted model, not a curated record. Gene Ontology annotation, molecular function: small GTPase binding. Gene Ontology annotation, biological process: regulated exocytosis. Lineage: Eukaryota; Metazoa; Chordata; Actinopteri; Cyprinodontiformes; Cyprinodontidae. Gene Ontology annotation, cellular component: mitochondrion; recycling endosome; early endosome.